Tachyglossus aculeatus (Australian echidna) is the source of this 2607-nucleotide messenger RNA. It is a transcript of the gene APLP1, whose product is annotated as amyloid beta precursor like protein 1. The transcript has 18 exons. Gene Ontology annotation, biological process: central nervous system development; axonogenesis. NCBI's taxonomy places the organism in Eukaryota, Metazoa, Chordata, Mammalia, Monotremata, Tachyglossidae. The coding region runs from base 19 to 2229 and encodes 736 amino acids. Gene Ontology annotation, cellular component: Golgi apparatus; plasma membrane. The record is from RefSeq and is a predicted model, not a curated record. Gene Ontology annotation, molecular function: alpha-2B adrenergic receptor binding; alpha-2A adrenergic receptor binding; transition metal ion binding.
CCGGGGGCCUGAUUGAAGAUGGGGAGGAGGACGGGGCCUGGAGCCGGGUUGAAGGCCCGGCCCGGCGUGCGGGGUCACCCGAGACGCAGCCGGAGCCGUAGGUCGCGCGGGGGAGCCGAACCGAAGCUCCAGGACCCGGGGACGGGACCGGGGCCGAAACCGAGACCGAGACCGGGGCCGGGACCGGGACCGGGGUCCGCCCGCCGCAGCCACAGCUCAACCAUGGGACUCGCUCCGGCCGCCGCCCCCACCCUCCGCCGCCGCCGCCGCCGCCUUGGUCUCCUGCUCCCGUUCCCGCUCCCGCCGCUGCUGUUGCUGCUCCUACCGCCGGGGCCCGGGAGCCGAGCUCCGGCCGGAGCCACCGCCACCAGCGCCGCCGGGGAGGUUGUGGGGGACCCCCAGGUGGCCCUGGGCUGCGGGACGCUGUCCCUGCACCGGGACCUGCGGACGGGCCGCUGGCAGCCGGACCCCCAGCGCUCCCACGGCUGCUUCCGGGGCCCUCACCAAGUCUUGGCCUACUGCCAGCAGAUGUACCCGGAGCUGCGGGUGGGACGGGUGGAGGCGGCUGAGCCGAUUCCCAUGGCUCGCUGGUGCCGGGGGGCCCCGGGGGAGCGCUGUCCUCACCACGUCAUCGUCCCGUACCGUUGUCUGCCGGGCGAAUUCGUGAGCGACGCGCUGCUCGUGCCGGAGCACUGCAGGUUCGGGCACCAGGAGCGCAUGGCGGAGUGCGAAAGCGCUGCCCACCGGCAGCGCCAGGCCCAGGAGGCUUGUCGUGCUGAGGGCUUCGAACUACGAGAUUCCGGGAUGCUGCUGCCAUGCGGGCCCGGCCGGUUCCGGGGCGUCGAGUACGUCUGCUGUCCUCCUUCUGGCCCCCCGCCCCCCACCGCUCCCCAAGAAGCCGGGCCCAGCGAGACCCCCACCUUAGCGCCCACCCCGGGCAGGGAAAGGGAGAGGGAAGAGGAGAAAGAGGAGGACGAGGAGGGAGAAGAGUUCCCCGUCCCAGUGGACGAUUAUUUUGUGGAGCCGCCAGGAGCCGAAGAGGAGGAGGAGGAAGAGGAGGAGGAGGAGGGAGGUCGGCGUCCUAGCACCCAUCCCCCUUCAGGGGUCAGCAAGGUGACCCCCACGCCACGGCCCACCGACGGAGUGGACGUUUACUUCGAGGCUCCGGGGGCCGGCGGGGAGCACGCCGGCUUUCUGCAGGCUAAGACGGAUCUGGAGGAGCGGAGGAUGCGGCAGAUCAACGAGGUAAUGAAGGAGUGGGCUGAGGCCGACCACCAGGCCAAAAGUUUGCCCAAGGCUGACAGACAGGCCCUCAACGAGCACUUCCAGUCGAUCCUGCAGACCCUGGAGGAGCAGGUGUCCGGUGAGCGGCAGCGGCUGGUGGAAACCCACCUGGCCCGUGUGGCCGCGCUCCUCAAUGACCAUCGCCGGGCCACGCUCGAGGCCUUCCUGGCUGCUUUGCAGGAACCGCAGCCCCAGGCGGAGCGAGUGCUGCAGGCUUUGCGGCGCUACCUUCGGGCGGAGCGGAAGGAUCAGAGACACACGCUGCGCCACUACCAGCACGUGGCGGCCGUGGACGCUGAGAAGGCCGAGCAGAUGAGGUUCCAGGUUCAGACUCACCUGCGCGUUAUUGAAGAGAGGAUGAACCAGAGCCUGGGGCUGCUUUACCAAGACCGCCAUCUCGCCCAGAGGCUUCACCCUCACGUCCAAGAACUCCUGCGCUCAGAAGGCCUGGGGCCAGGGGCGCUGCCCAGUGUAGAGGAACUAACCCCCUCGGGGGGCAGCAGCGAAGAUGGGGGCUCCCGCCUCCCUGAGAUUGAGGAUGAGUCCGCAACGGCCACUGAAAAAGGGUUGACGGCAGGAGAGGGAGGAGAGGGGGCCCCUCCGGAGGGCGAAGUCACUUCGGUGGAGCUACAGGUGAAUGUAUCGUUGGGGGCCGUGAGGGGGGUCGCCUUCCGUUCCCCCGAGAUCCAGAGGGACGAGCUGGAGCCGGGGCCGGGCGGGGGCCUGGCGCGGGGGGCUCUGGCCGGGCUCCUGGUCGUUGCCGUGGCCGUGGGCGGUGUCGUCUUGUCGCUGCUACUGGUGCGUCGGCGGAGACCCUACGGGGCCAUCAGUCACGGCGUGGUGGAGGUGGACCCGAUUCUGAACUUGGAGGAGCCGAAGCCGAGCUCUCUCCAGCCCCACGGCUACGAGAACCCGACUUACCGCUGCCUGGAGGAGCGAGGCUAACGGCCCGGACCCGCCCUCCGUCACCCGGCCCCACGGUCGGCCCGCCCCCCUCCUCACACUUCGUUGCUCUUAAUUUAUUUGUAUUAAUUUGGGGGUAAGUGAGGAACCCCCCACGCCCUCCCGUCCCGCCUCUUCCCGGAGUCCAUCUGUCCCGUGUUCCCCUUCGCUCUCAGCCCAGCCAGGCGCCCGCACUGGAGGGGAGGGAGGAGGGCGGGGGACUCAGUGAGGGGUUAACGGCUGAACUGUUGGCGCCUUCCCUCCGACCCCUCCCCACACCCACCGCCCUGGCAGUUCUCCCCACCGUCGACCCCCCUCUCCCCCUUCCUGCUGUUGCUUCUCCCCCAAUAAAGACUCCAGGCUGCGGCCGGCUGCUGUUUA